This is a messenger RNA of Peniophora sp. CBMAI 1063, 1587 nucleotides long. The record is from the annotation of a GenBank genome assembly. NCBI's taxonomy places the organism in Eukaryota, Fungi, Basidiomycota, Agaricomycetes, Russulales, Peniophoraceae.
AUGGCUCUAACCCUCCCUCCAGAAAUUAUCUGCUCUAUUCUCCUGGAACUUGCUCCUUUUGAGGAUGACCACGACACGUAUCAUCAGGACUCGCACCCGCAGAUAACUCCCUGCGUUGGCUGGCUCGCUGCCUCUCAAGUCUGCCGCAAAUGGCGCAAUACGGCGCUCGGGUUCUCCAAGUUAUGGGCGGAAAACCUAUGCGCCUUCGCCUCCAACAACCUCACGGAUUGCUUCCUCGAACGCGCGAAAUCGUCACUACUCGUUUUCGGUUUCGGACAAAAGUUGACCGAUCAUCAGAUCAGCCUCGCGAUUGAACGGCUGUCCCAAGUCAAGGUGCUUGAGCUUGGAAGAGCUCCGUUGACCUCUCUCGUAACAGCGCUCGGCAAUUGCCCGCUGUCACAACUCCAGAUAUUGCGGUUGAGGCGUUGGGAGGGCGCUGGGGAUAGCUUGGUGGUAGAUCUAUACCUGAAGGCGCCGGUGCUUCGCGAGCUGUACCUCGACAGCGUUCUCUUCCCGGUCGAGGCACCCCUCCUGCGCGUUUUCUGCGUGACGGCUAGGCCAAGGAGGUACAGAGACCGCUUCGACUACAGCUCUUCGACCGGGGUAAUCCUCGCAGCCUUGAAGGGCUUCCCACUACUUAAAGCGCUUACGCUCCGCGGCCUGCAUGCGUUUGCGCCGGAGGACCCAUCGGUAUCUGCCACACAGAAAAGGGCGGUGCUCGAGCUCCCGCACCUACGACGCGUGCGCUUGAUAGAUAAAGAAAACGACUUCGAGCUAUACAAUCUUCUACGCGCCGCGCCGAAUGCGGAUGUUGGUAUCACCGUCGGCCCAUACACUCCCGCCAACCAUCUCCCCAGCGUGUUUGCUGUGAUGGAGCCUCAUAUGCGUGUGCAGGCGUAUGAUACCCUCGCGGUGUACGAAGAGGAAGAUAGAAAUGACACGCUUGUCGGAAUCCGUCUGCGCCCAUCGGCUUCUUCACGCUUACGCGACGAUGACGAGGGAGCACCGGAGUUCGCGUUGGACGCAACAAUCUGUCCUGGGCCUGAGCCCCAGCUCAGCGCGUUGGGCAUCGUUGAACUAUUGAAACCGCACCUGGACUUGACCAAGAUACGAUACCUGGAUUUGGGGGAAAUCGGUACGGAGGGAUACGUGCAGAUUAGCCCGCAAGGGUUGCGUGAGACGCUUAAGCCCUUCGUGAACGUCACGACGUUGAGGAUCAACGGGGAGUUGAGAUGCGCGGGAGCUCAUCUACGCGCGCUGUGGGCAGACAAAACAGAGAAGAUGGUACUUCCUGCGCUGCGCAAUCUAGUGGUGCACGAUCUUACGGGCGCCCGCAAGAUGUCGCUCAGCGGCCUGGGUGAGGCUUGGGCGGACUUGCAUCGAAUCCUGCAGGAGCGUCCCAUCGAUACCUUGGCGUUGACGGGGUCGGAAAAGUACGCGGAAGACGUUCAGAGUAUACUCUUUACGAUCAUGGACAUGGAGAUGGGCGAUGGGAAAUAUCUUCAGGAGGCGGAAGGGCUGGUGAAGGAGGUGGUCGAUUCGCGCGGGUUGUCGCAGCAAGGUUGGGAGUACUUUGCCGGUCUCUAG